Messenger RNA from Portunus trituberculatus (swimming crab), 6357 nucleotides. RefSeq lists its product as uncharacterized. Gene Ontology annotation, cellular component: extracellular matrix. The record is from RefSeq and is a predicted model, not a curated record. Gene Ontology annotation, biological process: extracellular matrix organization. Gene Ontology annotation, molecular function: metalloendopeptidase activity. Lineage: Eukaryota; Metazoa; Arthropoda; Malacostraca; Decapoda; Portunidae.
ACACACACACACACACACACACACACACACACACACACUCGUACACACACACACACACACACACACACACACACACACACACACACACCAGCACCUGUCACCCCGCCACACUCCGCUUCUGACCGCUCGCCUCGACACACGUCCCGGGACUCGCCCACCUCAGCCCGGCGCGAGAACACACGCCCCCCAAGCAGCGGAGGCCAAUGUGUGCGCGCGUCACUCGGGGAAUAGCGCGUGUUUCAGUGAAUGGCCGUGAGCGAGAGUGCUUUUUGGUGAGCCGCCAGUGAUGUCCGCCUCGCCUCUCCUCUCGCGGUGAAGGUACGAGCGGACGGUAAACUUUAGUCACUUUUUUGAAAUCUUGUAUCUUUAGACAGACUUGUGUUUUCUGUCUCUGCUUGGCGUGCGGGUUUUAGGCAGUGAAAUGAGACGCGUGUGGCGGGAGCUGCUGGCAGUGUCUUGUCAGCUAGGUAGGGCGACGCUGCUCGGGGCCACGCGGGACAGCAAGUGAGUGAGAGAAGGAGAGGAGCGGAGUGAGUGGAGUCUGAGGAGAGGACGAGGAGAGCCUGGGCGUGAAGUAGCGAUACAUGACGUGUGACAUGUGUGAGUCCGUGAGCGUCACUGAGAAUGGAUGUGUCAAGCAUCAGCGAGGUGGUGCAGCUCGUGCCUCGCCUCGCCGCUGCCGCUGAGAACCAACACCACUCCCAGGACAACAAGUGCCGCUCACUCCUGUUGCUGCUGCUUCCUUCCACCUCCACGCGCGACACCCAGUAAAAAGCAAUGAAGACCUCACCGCUUAGACUCUUCCCCCUCGUCGUGCUCCUUCUCCUUUGCCUUUCGGUGAGAAGAGGUAUAGCUGAAAAUGUGGGCAGCUUGCACGACACAUCGCUAUCCGUCGAGACGCCCUCUGGUGGCGGACGCGGAGGGGCGGGCGAGGCGAGUGGCGAUCAGGUGAACAGACUGCAGAAGGCUGACCCGGGCGAGGACAGCAAUGGCGAGCUUGCGGCGGCCUUACUGCCCAAACCAGAAGCCCUGCAGGGAUCCCUCAGCACCCGUCCAGCCGGUCAGGCCACUCCCAGGGGCGCCCACCAAACGCUCCAUGGACAGAGUUUCGGCAGGACCACGCCCUCUUGUGCUCUCUGUUCCAGGGAGCGGAAUCUGUGCAGAAUCAUUUCAGGCAUCUUCACCCGCUCUCCACUGCCCUACGGCUACUCCCUGGUGACCCCUGUGCCUGCAGGAGUGUGUAACCUCACCAUCACUGAGAUGAAGCCUUCCAAAAACUACUUCGCAUUGCGACGUUCUGACGGGACGUACAUACUGAACGGAAACUGGGACAUCAAAACAGCCGGCGAGUAUGAGGCGGGUGGUACCACCUUCAUCUACACACCAGGCAGCGAGGAGCACGGCGAGCGGCUCUCAGCACCAGGCCCGCUAAGGGAACCUGUUGAUUUUAUGUUGAUCUCACAGAGCCCCAACCCGGGCAUCGAGUAUGAGUACCGCGUGCCGCUGCCGGAAUACGGCGGGAACCCGUCAGCAGUGGGCCUCCCUGGCGCAGCGAGACCCGGUGUAGGGAGCAGACCGGUGCCGGGAGUGCCAGUAGUGCCAGGAGUGUCAGGUCUGCCAGGACUGCCUGCCAGCAGCGUGGUACCCAGUCAAGGACAACGUCGACCCUUCCAGAGCAGCCCUAACCUGUCUUCCAGAACUCCCAGCUAUGGCACCAGGAAUCCUGGACAGGGGUCAGUGUUCCCAUUCGGUAGUGGCGGUGGUGGGCGGCCCUUAGACACCUUCAUGCCCCUGACGCCUGUGCUGCAGCCAGUGGUGGGGCCUUCCUCCGGAUUUAACUCCAGCAGCAUGUCGAUAUAUCCCGCAAUCCACACAGCAGCUUGGCCACGAGUCCUGCUGGCACACCGAGAAGGUGGCCGCCUUACCUCGGCGUACCCCAGGGCUCGCCAAUGGAUGCAGCUUCCAGAACUCCAGGCAGAAUCCGGCGUGAUUUCCCGCGGCCAGCCCAUCACGCCGCUCACUCCCUCACGCACAGGGCCCAUCCCUCGUCCCUGGAGGCCCGGCCUCAGCUCCCCAGAGAGGGGGCGUGCCUCGCCAGUCCCAGGGAGUCCAUUUCUGCAGGGUCAGCCCUUCCCAAAGGGCACUGCAGGCAACACGGUGUCGUCCAUAGGUGUAGGGAAAGGAUUGCCGGGGCGUGAGAGGGAAGUGAUUGUCAGCUCCGAGAACAGCGGCAGGGACGGAAGACUCCUGACAUCCUCGAGGGACGGCGGGAGACAGACACUGUAUAAGGCUACUAACCACCACAGGGUGCAGUCAGGCAAGGCCACCACCGCAGCGCCUGUGUCCACCCACAGAACCCGCCACCGACACGGCCUUCAAGGGACUCAAAGCAGAACCAAAGUGCCAGGGAAGGCUUCACAGUUCCCCACUUUCGACCCUGAUGUGCAGCUGACUCAACCCAAGGCUUCCGUGCAGCCCACUACUAAUGCCACGGACUCCGCUACGGCCUCGAGAAGCAGAGGUGAAGGAGAAGGCCGUCACCGCCACCGCCACAAACAGAACGGAGCGAGGAGACCCGGCAAGAACAGGCGCAAGGACAGGACGCGUCUACGGGUGCAAAGAGGCAGGUUCCAGUGGGCUGAGAAGGGCCUUACUCCGUGCUCCAGACCCUGCGGUGGAGGCAACCAGACAGCGAUCUUGUCAUGUGAGAGGAAAAGGAACAAGAAGGUGGUAGCGGACCGUCGCUGUUCCCACCUACCACGUCCUGAUGCUCGCUUCGUCCUGUGCAACCUGAACCCAUGUCCUGCAUCGUGGGUGCCGGGCGAGUGGGGCCCGUGCAGCGUGACGUGUGGCAUGGGGGUGCAGAUUCGCCCCACAGUGUGUCAGCGUGUGGUUUCUCCUACCCUCACACUCACAGUUCCUGAUGGGACCUGCCGUUCCCCGCCCACUGUCACCACCUCGCAGGUGUGUGAGAUGGGACCCUGCAUGAGCACCAGCCCAACGUGGGAGACGGGACCGUGGACUAACUGUUCAGCGCCAUGUGGUCUGGGUACCCGAUCCAGGCAGGUGACGUGCAUCGUGGAGGGCCUGGCUGUGGUUGAUGACCGCUGUAGCCUCGGCGCUCGGCCCGUGAGGGAGGAGGUGUGUGACAUGGGCUCUUGCGCCACCAACACCUGGUUCUUUUCUGCUUGGUCUGAACAGUGCUCGGAGCCAUGCGGGGCGGGUGUCCAGACAAGAAGAGUGCACUGCCUGGCAGGUGACACCCAGACGUCUUGCCCUGCAUCGGAACGACCUGACGCCACCAGACCGUGUACAGGGCUGAGUGGCUGCGGCGGUCAGUGGUUUGUAGGCUCGUGGGGUGAAUGCAGUGAGCCGUGCGGUGUUGGGCGGGAGACGCGGCCCGUGCUGUGCGUCCUCCACGUGCAGACGCGGUGGAAGGUGGUGGGCGACUCGCAAUGCCAUGGAACCGAGAGGCCUCAGGACAACAGGGAGUGCAACGUUCAGCCAUGUUUGCCUGUUUGGUACACCUCAAGCUGGUCGCAGUGUUCUACGUCAUGUGGUGGUGGAAUACAGCGGCGCGAGGUCACCUGUCUAGACCUGCACCUUCACGCCUCUCCUGACUGCGACAACGCCACCAAACCCGACGCCCGCCGCCCCUGCCACCUCCACGCCUGCUCUGAUGAUGCCCCGCGCCUCGUCCACGCCCCAGCAGCAGGUGAAGGCGUCCCAGGCAAUCCGGAGUCCCCAGUAGCGUUCUUCUCCACUGAGGAAGACGAGGGCACAGAAGGAAGGCCUGAAACAUCGCCGGGAACCUCAGGAGACUUCAGACACACGGGGGAGGCUGGCAGGGAGGCAACAGAAAUGACACAGGCCGAGAGACAUGAGGCGGAAAAGGAAAAGGAGGAGGAGGAGAAUAUAGAUAAUUUAAGGGCAGUAACGGUGGAGGAGGAAGAGGAGGAGGAGGAAGAAGAAGAAGAGGAAGAGGAGGAGGAGGAAGAAGAGGAAGACAACGAGUUAGUGGAGGAGACAGCUGAAGACAACCUCGGUAAUCUUUCCGAAGGAGAUGCACAAGGUGACGAGUCCUUUGCUGAUGAAGGGGAAGAAGAAGAGGAAGAGGAAGAGGAACUGGUGCAGCGUGAGGAGGAGGAGCAGGAGCACGAAGAAGAGCAGAAGAGAAGGAAGAGGAAGAGGAAGAAGGAACGGAAGAAGGACAGGAGAGUGAAGGAGAGUGAAGGAGCAUCGUCAGCUAGUAACAGUAAUAGAAGGAUAACUGCCGUCUCUCAGAAGCCAUUGUGCAUUGACCGCAUCAAGAACUGCCACCUGGUGUUCCGUGCUCGCCUCUGCCGCCUCAAGUACUACAACAAACUGUGCUGCAGAACUUGUACCUCCACCUGAGCUGUUGCUGCUGCUCCCACUACUGUUACCCCUACUGUUACUACUGUCGCCUGAUUCACCACCUGUUAUUACUGUCGCCUGAUUUACCACCUCCAGCACCUUGGUGAUACACACGCCACUACGAUCACUACCAUCACCAUUGCUACAACAACAACAACUACUACUAUUACUAUUACUACUUGUGUUAUCACCUCCACCAGAGUCAGCUUUCACUGGGAAGAACUGACGUCACCACCGCCGCUUCUAUAUGCGAAGUCUCUCUCUCUCUCUCUCUCUCUCUCUCUCUCUCUCUCUCUCUCUCUCUCUCUCUCUUAAUAACCACUUGUAGUUAAGGAAAAGAGUUACUGUUGCUUGUCAUUGAGGAUGCAUUACUUUUAACCCCGGAUCACUCCCAAAAAGUUGUGUUUUUAAACCUACUUGUUAUCCAGAGAGUAAAGCAUGUGAUUCCAAUGUCUUAUCUUAUCUUGUUUAUUAUUUUCUAUCAUCUGCCAGACAUCGUGUACAGCCACUGCAAUGAUGUAGUGUAGGUGGUGGUUUUUAUCUAAAUGAAAAAUACGUGUAUGAAAUUUCUGGAAUAGAUGUCUUUAAGUAUGUCAGUUAAAAUUUAUAUCGAUCUGAGAAAUGAAAUGAAUAAACUUAUGUACGUAGAGAGAGAGAGAGAGAGAGAGAGAGAGAGAGAGAGAGAGUGUUAGUUCGGUGAUUCACGUGGUGGUUGAGCAAUAAGGUACACUAAAUGAUUAAAUAAACAGCUCAGGUGACGAUGAGCACCGUGUACCGUGGCUGUGGAGGUGCCCAUGGUACGGUGAGGUGCGGGAAGGUGACUGCAGAGGAUACGGUGUAGUUCGGUGUUGAUAGAAGUGUGUGUGUCUUAGAAUUAAUAGUUUCCGUCAAGCGAAGUGUCUCAUCUUGUUCUCCUUUCUCGGUUCGUAUCUUCUCGUGUAAGCGCUGCGGCAGUUGGUGUAUUUCUAUGUAUUUGUUAGCAGAUAUUAUACAGCAGUUGUUGUCUGUGUGUCCUAUAGAAGUGUCUGGUAUACAUAUAUAUAAAGUAAGUGGGUGGAGUACUGUACCUCUUCUUGAUGGUUAUACAUAUACAUAUAUACAUUAUCACUGUUAAUAUAAUUGCAUCAUUGUAUUGAUCUAAGUAUACGUACUCAUUUAGUCCUUUCCGGCAAGACACUGUUCUUUCACUCACCGCUUAGUUGCAUUUCUCAUUAUCAUGUUAUUGUUUUCACAUUUACAUUCGCUACUUGUGUACCCCGCGGGUGCUCUUAAAGUUAUGGUUAUGUUGUAAUGUGCAACUGUCUCCUGGGAGAUAAUAUAGUUUAGCAAUUAGUGUUUUCUGUAAGGUAUGUAUGUAUGUAUGUAUGUAUGUGUCAUAUUUCGUAUGUGUCCUGAGUGUACUCCUUUAUUCUUCGUGUGUGUGUGUGUGUGUGUGUGUGUGUGUGUGCAUGACUCUUCCUGAUUCCAUUUAUCUAUUACUCUAGUUAGUUUACCUCAGUAUAUGACUUGUGCAUUAGUUUACUUCUUGCGUAUGUGCUGGAAAACUACUGCGAGAGUUCCCCUUAAUCCCACCAAUCACUCCUCCUUUAAUCCUCUCCGAUAUUUUGUAGCAGGUGCGACGUUUAAUACUCCCAACACUCUUUUGUUAAUGGCCCAGUGUGUGUGUGUGUGUGUGUGUGUGUGUGUGUGUGUGUGUGUGUGUGUGUGUGUGUGUGUGUGCGUGUCGUGUACCGGACUUGUAAAGAUGUGGCUUUAUAUUAGCGUUUUUCUUCUUAGUUUCCAUUGUCCUUCACUUACAAGCAGAUUUCAUGUUUCACUUGUGAUAUCAAGAUUCUUUUCUCUAACUUGACUUAACAAGGUACUUUCGUUAUUGAUUUGGUCAACUUUACGGAAACUUCAUAUAUAUAUAUAUAUAUAUAUAUAUAUAUAUAUAUAUAUAUAUAUAUAUAUAUAUAUAUAUAU